AUGCUUCCAGAAGGAAAGCAUGUGAGAGGAGUUUAUGAAAGAAUUAUUGAAGCAAUUAAGUCCGAGCCCUCGGACCGACUGUUUAUUGAUUCUUCCACUAUUGAUGUUCAAACAUCUAUUGAAACAUCUAAUCUGAUCAAGUCGAAUAAUCUUGGUACAUUUGUCGACGCUCCUGUCUCCGGAGGUACUGUUGGAGCAGCCAAUGCAACACUCACUUUCAUGGUUGGUACUGAAGACCUCAAUACUGUAGAGCCCACCUUGAAAAUGAUGGGAUCCCGCUUUUUUGCCUGCGGUAAGCAAGGUGCUGGUUUAGCUGCAAAGCUGGCUAAUAAUUAUAUUUUGGCUUUGACAAACAUUGCAACCGCUGAAGGAUUCCAGCUUGCCAAUCAACUCGGACUGGACUUGGCCAAAUUUUCUGAGAUUGUCAAUACCUCAUCGGGAAGAUCAUGGUCAUCUGAAGUCAACAACCCGGUCCCAGGAAUUAGUCCAAGUACACCAAGCUCACGCGACUACGAAAGUGGCUUUGGAGUGAGUUUGAUGCGCAAGGAUCUUCUUCUGGCCAUUGCGGCAGCUGAUCUGGUGAAAUUGAAGCUUCUCCUGGGCUCGGAUGCUGCCAAGGUCUAUGAAACCAUUGUUGAAGCUGGUUUAGCCCGCAAGGAUAUGUCUGUAAUUUAUAAAUACCUUGAAGAUAGUAAAUGA
Messenger RNA from Sugiyamaella lignohabitans, 699 nucleotides. RefSeq lists its product as uncharacterized. Gene Ontology annotation, cellular component: mitochondrion. Gene Ontology annotation, biological process: L-valine catabolic process. The record is from RefSeq and is a predicted model, not a curated record. The transcript has a single exon. NCBI's taxonomy places the organism in Eukaryota, Fungi, Ascomycota, Dipodascomycetes, Dipodascales, Trichomonascaceae. Gene Ontology annotation, molecular function: NADP binding; 3-hydroxyisobutyrate dehydrogenase activity; NAD binding. Bases 1 to 699 code for a protein of 232 amino acids.